GCACACAUAUUAAAAUAAACAUGUACAGUGGUCAAUCUUUCCAACAAGGUACUGGACAAACUUAUCAAAAUAUGCAUUUUAACACGUACUAUCCGAUAAAUCAGCAACCAUUUCCAUACAAUGUAAAUUACGGUGGGAAUAUAUGUUAUGUUUAUCCAAGCCAUGUAACAUGUGAUAACAGUACUGUUAAUAAUGCAACGUCAAUCGAUAGAAUAAGAACAAGACAAGAAGAUGAAAAGGUCUUUGAACAGUUCCUCAAAGAAACAGGUUCAGCAGUUCCUGCCAAAUGCAAACAGAAAGAUCCGUAUAAGAUCGCGGACACUAAGAGUGCAUUGAUGUCCGUAGCUAGAUUGAAUAAACAACUUGAAGCUGUUUGCGUGGAACUUAAGAACAAUCUUAAUUUACCGGAAGAGAAAUGGCAGGAGAAGGUCAGUGCCUGUAAUGCUGCAAAACAUGAAAUCUGCGAAAUCUUAAAAACUAUAAAAAAUGUGAACUUUUUAAAUAAAGUUAAGAACAAUUUAGAGAAACGUAAGAAGAAACGUAUGAGAGAACGACUCAGAAGGGAAGAAUGGAAAAAGGAGAAGUUAUUGAAGGAAGAAAGAAGAGCAAGAUUACAUGCAGAAGCAGAUGCGUGGAUCCGAAAAGAGCAGGCGGUAAUUGAGCGAGAGAAGCAAGAGAAGAACUUACGCAAAGACGCGGAUAUGGUUUUAUCCGAUGUUCGAAGCAAGAGAAACGAUGCACGAAAGUAUCUAGGGAUUUUACAAGAACUACAGAACUUACGAGAGAUCAAGGCGAAUAUUGCUCGAGCGAGGGGCGAGAAAUUGUCCUUAGCAGCCGAGAAUGUCUUCAAUAAUACCAUCGCUAAAUUAAUAGAACAGUGGACUACUUUGGAUCGCGAGUACGCAAUAGAAGAACAGGAAUUGAAAUUAAUGCUAAAAACGGAUAACGAAAAAAGGAUCGAAAAACAAACGAAAAAUUUAUUCGACGAUUGGGAAAAUGUGCUAUUUGGGACAAGUAUAUUGGCUGCUGAACAAUCCUAUAAAAAUAUGGAUAGUUUUGUCAUGAUUCGUAAAGCCUGGGAUAAGUUCAUCAGUUCAGAAAAUGAUACGACAACGAUUCCAAUUGGAUGGAUAGUGCCUGAAAGACCAUCUUCUGCUGCUUGGCAAAAAUGUCUCAAUAAGGAAACUUCUUGAAAUAACAGGUAAAGAAGACGUUUCAGC
This is a messenger RNA of Trachymyrmex cornetzi, 1220 nucleotides long. RefSeq lists its product as uncharacterized. Bases 21 to 1193 code for a protein of 390 amino acids. Gene Ontology annotation, cellular component: U12-type spliceosomal complex. Lineage: Eukaryota; Metazoa; Arthropoda; Insecta; Hymenoptera; Formicidae. The transcript has 4 exons. The record is from RefSeq and is a predicted model, not a curated record.